Messenger RNA from Scylla paramamosain (green mud crab), 2493 nucleotides. RefSeq lists its product as uncharacterized. The transcript has 11 exons. The record is from RefSeq and is a predicted model, not a curated record. Lineage: Eukaryota; Metazoa; Arthropoda; Malacostraca; Decapoda; Portunidae. Bases 1725 to 2321 code for a protein of 198 amino acids.
UCCAACGAGAGAAAACGGAUCAAAAUAAGAUAAGGCUGUGUGUGAGAUGACGUUCGCUUCACAUCAAUAUUUUCAUAGUUUUUGCAUACUUUGACUCAUUUUACAAUGAGCAAGAGGUCUGCAACGUACAAGAAGAGGCAAGAGAUGGCAGCUAUGGCCAGGGAAGCCAAGAGGAGGACGAAAGACGUUGACCAGCCUGGAGAAGCAUUGUCCCAUUGGCCAGUGUCACCACCACCACCACCACCACAUAGAGAUUACUGUCUCUUGCUAUUCGCCAGAAAUUACUUGCUAACUUAUGUUUGACACUGUUAAAUUCCAGUCAGUUUUGCCACAUUUCCACCCAUUCCUGUUAGUUUUUCCUCUAUUCCAAGUCCAUUCUAGUCUUGCUUCCCUCUAUUUCCAGUCUGCUUAGCCCCAUUCCAGCCCCAUCUAGGCCCACUCCAGUACCCCCCGAUUUUUCCCCAUCUCAGCCCAUCACUGCUACAGCCACCUUUAAAAAACUGAUCCAAACACCCCUUUAACUGCCCUCACCCACCCUCACACACCCCUCAACACACACACACACACAUGCACACACACACACACAAAUACCCAUAAACACACCUAAAAUAUUUUAAAACACAGAAAAAACACUAAAUACACAUCUAAACACACCUAAGACAGCUUCAGACACACUCAAAACACACCCAAACACCCCAAAACACCACAUAACUUACCCAGACACCCCCAAACACCCCAAAACACCCCACCAUGCCUCUCUCAAUCACCAGUCACCACCACCUCAGCCUCACCAUCAACAUGUACAGCAAGGAAGGCGCAGGGGACUCGGGCCCUGACAGACACCACACUGGGGACUACCUGGCACCCUUAGCUUCUGUAGAUCUGUCCCGUGUCAACACCCCUGGCGGAUCACCCUCCCCAUGACCCGGCCAUCACCCCGCCCUUGAGGACCCCAAUUGGGAGCCCCCGGAGGACCAAGGGAUGUUGCUGAGGUCACACCUGAUUCCGGAAUCUUGACACCCCUUCAAGAUUCCGAGCCGUUUAAUGAAGGGCCGCCCGACAGGUACUGCCUUGUGUUCCUGACCUUAGUUGUGCACAGAGUCUGAACACUGAUGCCUCGGAAUAUGUUCAUCACUGCCAAGAACUUGCCAUUGGGAUCUACCAGAACACAGUGUAUGGGAUGGCUGCCCAUCUCCCAUUUAGCUACACGGUGGCGGUGGUGCUGGACUCGACACACUUCAGUCACAAGAUGAAUGCAGUCAGCUACAGCAUGACAUAGACAAGCUAUAGACAGUUGAGAGAGGAAGAAGUCAGUGGCACCCUCACCUCAGACAAGACAAAGCUAACAAUUGAUAAUGAAAGCGGUGCCUGAGAAGCGAUGCCUUCACCCACGCUGUGUUCACCACGAUGGAGGAGUGCCCACACUUCCAGGACCUUACUGUUAAGAGGUUCCUGAAGACCCUACUUGAGGACAACCGCCGAGACAUUCUCUCCAAGCUGGAGAAGUUUGUGCGCCCGAAGCCAAGGAAUGAUGCUGCUAAGACCUUCACUGUCUAUCCAGAGGGAUUCGCAGGUGCUGGUGGUGGAAUCUUGCUUGGACAGUGUGGAUGGCAAGCAGUCAGGGUUCCAGUCAAAGGUGGUGGUGAUCCAUGCCCAGGACACCAGGGAGGAUGCACUGCAGCUUGCAUCUCAGCUGAGGAAUCCCAUGGAGGGCAACAGAUUGUAUGUGUUGCUUCUGCAAGAGUCUAAGAAGAACACAAGUUAAGAGCAGCCUGAGGUGUGAUCCAUGGAACAGCAUCCACAAGUGGUUCAUCAAGGUUGACGCUGUGCUGUCGGUACUGUCGCCUCAGCUUCUGCGUCAGAUUCAGAACAGAGACUUCAGCAGAGAGAUUCAGAACAGAGACUUCAGCAGAGAGAGUGAGUGGGAGAAACGCUACAACCGCUUUGCCCACUCGAUGAUGCUAGACCAGCAUGUGGAGUACGGGAGCAAGAAUGGGUUCUGCCGUGCCGUUUGUCCUGCCAGAUUCCCGGAGGAGCGGUGCCAGAGAAGCGAUGCCUUCACCCACGCUGUGUUCACCACAAUGGAGGAGUGCCCACACUUCCAGGACCUUACUGUUAAGAGGUUCCUGAAGACCCUACUUGAGCACAACCGCCGAGACAUUCUCUCCAAGCCGGAGAAGUUUGUGCGCCUGAAGCCAGGGAGUGAUGCUGCUAAGACCUUCACUCUGUCUAUCCAGAGGGAUCCGCAGGUGCUGGUGGUGGAAUCUUGCUUGGACAGUGUGAUGGCAAGCAGUCAGGGUUCCAGUCAAAGGUGGUGGUGAUCCAUGCCCAGGACACCAGGGAGGAUGCACUGCAGCUUGCAUCUCAGCUGAGGAAUCCCAUGGAGGGCAACAGAUUGUAUGUGUGGCUUCUGCAAGAGUCUAAGAAGAACACACAAGUUAAGAGCAGCCUGAGGUGUGAUCCAUGGAACAGCAUCCACAAGUGGUUCAUCAA